AUGCAACAACAAAUGGACGGAAACACUCCUGUGCUGCUGAUGCCACUCCGAGCUGAAGAUCUAGCGGAGUUAGAAGUCCACGAAGGUGCUGUUACGAAGCACAGUUUCAGGAUUAUUGAGCUGUCCGUGUUGGAAAUGGCAACAAGAUUCAAUGUGUUUCUUGGACUGUUCGUAGCCAUUCAGAUGAGGCUUACCAUUGAGGUGCUGUCGAAAACUGGUGAGUAUAUGAUCGAACUCACAUUUGAGACCAUUCAUGAAAGGCAGAGUGCAGCAACACAUCUAAAAAUCCAAAAAGAGAAAGAGAAGAGUGGGAUGCCCUCCUCUACACAGCCCAGUCAUGGUUGGGCCGGUCAUUUUCAGGAAUAUGGGCAUUACGAGGAGCGUGGGAGGUCUGGAACAGAACACCACCAUGAAGUAUUAACUAAUAAGAACCACCUAAACAAAUCUCACACUGAGAAAGAUAUAGAUCAUAUCUACUACAUUUCCAAAAUCUACCAGCCCACAGAUGCUGCAAGCAAGGAUUUAUGGGUGGAUUUAAAACAGAUGGAUAAAGAAAAGUUUCACGGAGUCCUCCCUAAUACUCACAGACAAGCUUUGACUGUGAACUUGUCCUUUGAGUUUCCUUAUUAUGGACAUUUACUGAAAGAAAUAACAGUGACUACUGGUGGUUUUCUCUACACAGGAGACAUGAUCCAUAAGAUGUUGACAGCCACUCAGUACAUUGCUCCACUUAUGGCUAACUUUGACCCGAGUAUUUCCCCAAAUUCCACCAUCAUUUACUCUGAUAACGGCACAGCUCUUAUUGUGCAGUGGGACCAUGUUUACCUCCAGGAUGACCCACAUUUGGGCAGUUUUACUUUCCAGGCUUUGUUGCACAGUGAUGGAAGGAUCACAUUUGCUUACAAAGAGAUUCCUGCUGAUGUGAGUGAAAUUAGAUCAGAGAAUCAUCCAGUGAAAGUUGGCCUUUCUGAUGCAUUUGUGGUGCUUCAUAAGAUUCAGCAGAUUCCAGACAUCGACAUCCGAAGGAGAACAAUAUAUGAGUACCAUCGAGUUGAGCUGUUGAAAUCCAAAAUUACCAACUCCACGGUUGUUGAGUUGCUGCCGCUUCCGACCUGCCUACAGUUCUCCAGCUGUGACAGCUGUGGUACAGCUCGCAUCGGCUUCAACUGUAGCUGGUGCAGCCGCCUACAAAGAUGUUCCAGCGGCUUUGACCGAAAUCGUCAAGACUGGGUUGACAGUGGUUGUUUGAUUGAGAUAAAGAACAAUAGUUGCAGUGAUACAAUCAAAACACAUGCUGUAAGCACUGGGCCUGCAAUCAAUAACACAGCAGCCUCUACAGCCACAGCCCAACCCAGCAGAUACAGCAGUGUUAUCAGCACGGUCUCGUCCCAAAAUAUUCAUCUCACUACCAUCUCUGUUAAUCCCUCUGAGGCAGGGAAGGCAGGUGAACAAAGUGAAAGGCUACAGACGGGUCUGCUGAUUAGCCUACUCCUCGUUGUGCUGUUAAUGGUGGCCGCAGCACUGGCUACAGUCUACAUGUACCAUCAUCCUACCUCCAGUGCCAGCCUGUUCUUCAUCGAGAGACGGCCAACACAAUGGCCUGUGAUGAAGUUUCGGCGAGGUUCUGGCCACCCAGCCUAUGCUGAAGUGGAGGCUAUGGGACGAGACAAAGAAGGCUUCAUUUUAAUAGAGACUAAAGACAACUUCAUCAUUGCAGACCGACGAGAGAGCUCAAUUACCACAGACCAAAGAGAUGGCUUCAUUGUGCCUGACCAAAAAGAAAGAUUCCUUGCUGUGGGACAUCGUUGA
Tachysurus fulvidraco (yellow catfish) is the source of this 1809-nucleotide messenger RNA. RefSeq names its product plexin domain containing 2a (gene plxdc2a). The transcript has 14 exons. NCBI's taxonomy places the organism in Eukaryota, Metazoa, Chordata, Actinopteri, Siluriformes, Bagridae. Bases 1 to 1809 code for a protein of 602 amino acids. The record is from RefSeq and is a predicted model, not a curated record.